UGUGGUUUCACUUUCAGCCCGCUCUCACGCUCCUCUCUCCAUGUGUAGUAUGUGUAUAUAUAUAUACUACACACAGUUGCACACACUUCUCCUUUUCACGCUGCCUCACACUCACACUCUCACUCAAAACACACACUCAACCUAUACAUACACCGCCUCUGUAUGUAAAUAUCUAUCGAUGAUCGAUCCGCUUGAAUCAAGGGCCUAACGCUGAUCUGAAAGCUCUGCAACUAAAGCGAGGUGAGAAGUUUCUUGUUGCCAGAGCAUUUCAGGUUACUGCAUUAUCGAGCUGCAAUUCAUGGACCAUAAGUGAUCGUGAAAGUGCAUUAAUUUUUUCAAGAAACUACUGUCCCAUGAAGAAUGCAGUCAUGAGUGACGAGAAUAGGGUUUCCAACAUUAGGCAGCCCAGUGUGCGAAUUACACGAGCACAGGCAAAAGCCUUAGGCUCAUCAAGUGGAUUGCCACCUUUACACCCUUCACUCAAACAAGAAGACAAGCCUGUGCUGCGGGCACACUUAAAGAGAGCAGUGUCAGAUAACAAGAAACCAUCAAGUGCAGCUGCUGGUGCCCCGCAUAAGAAAAGGGCUGUUCUUAAAGAUGUAACUAAUAUUGCCUGUGAUGAUUUGUACGUAAACUGCAUAAAUGCAGCCAGAAGUCAGUUUCAGCCUAGCAGGAAGAACAGAAAUCCGUCAUAUAAGAAGGGAGAGGUGGGGAUUCCUUGUUUUCCUAAAAAAUCAGAGGCUCCAGGAGAUAGAAGAGAAAAUAUAAAUGAUGAAGUGAAAGUAGAUGUAGAAAAAUCUCAAGAGAAUUCCACAAGGAAUUUGACAACUGAACCAACCAAAAUUGUUAAUGCAAACGUGAUUUCUACCAUGACAAAUUCCAGUAAAAGCGUCCCACUGACAAGUUCAAUGAGUAGAGAAGAUGUCAAGCUUUGCAUGGAAAAAGAGAGCUUGGAAGACAGUGGAAUUACUGACAUAGAUUCAAAACACAAGGAUCCACAGAUGUGUAGCCACUAUGCAGCUGAUAUAUAUUCUGCUAUGUAUAUAAGACAGAUUGACCGGAGGCCUUUGGCUGAUUAUAUGAAAAAACUGCAACGAGAUAUUACUGAGGGUAUGAGGGCUAUACUGAUUGAUUGGCUUGUUGAGGUUUCUGAAGAAUAUGGGCUGAUGCCUGAUACGCUAUACCUGACUGUAAAUCUCAUUGAUAGAUUUCUAUCUGAGAAUUACAUGACAAAGCAGAAGCUUCAACUUCUUGGUGUGACCUGCAUGCUCAUUGCCUCGAAGUACGAAGAAAUUUGUGCGCCUCGUGUGGAGGAAUUUUGCUUUAUAACAGACAAUACCUACACGAAAGAAGAGGUGGUGAAAAUGGAAAGUUGUGUUCUGAACUUUUUGGGAUUUCAACUAUCUGUUCCCACCACAAAGAAGUUUCUUAGGAGGUUUAUUCAAGCAGCACAAGUUUCUUACAAGGUCCCGUCUGUUGAGCUUGAAUUCUUGGCUAACUAUUUAGCAGAACUAACUGUAACGGACUACAGUUUCCUGAAAUACCUACCAUCCAUGAUUGCUGCCUCUGCUGUGCUUCUAGCCAAAUGGACUCUUGAUCAGUCUGAGAAUCCAUGGAAUCGAACACUGGAGUACUACACGAGGCAUAAAAUGUCAGAGCUAAAAACGGUUGUUUUGGAACUGCAAAACUUACAGCUUAACCCAAGCGGUAACAUGUCGGGUGCCGUACGCCUGAAAUACAAACACUCCAGGAGAAUAAGUAACAAGUCUCUUGCAAAUGAUUGGAUGUUCAGUAAAAGCUACUCUAAUGAACUUGACUUAUCUCAACCACUCAAGGACAAAACCCAGCAGUCCCUCUCCCUAGAAUCUGAACUAGAAUCUUCAGGGUCGAACAAAUCAAUGAUUUUGAGGAUCUCUGAAGGCAUUGCGAAUUUAGGGCUCGACUUAAUUUGGGGCAGAAUGGCUGGAAAUGAACAGGACCAAGGCUUUGAAGAGGAAAUGGCUAAUCGACUAAAAAACUUCUCUCUAUCAGGAUCGGAGAAUCUGGUAAUCGACAUUGCAAAUGAUGAUGUAAAAGCGAGUGCUGAGGAGUGCAGUAGGAGUUUAGUGGGUAAGAUUAUUGGCCAACGCAGAGCCUCACUCUAUGGUCUUCGAAGAGCAAUGACUGCCAUCUGGAGAAUACAGUAUGGACUGGAGUAUUUGAUCCUGAAAGAUUGGAGGAAGGGUAUUAAAGCCACAGACACUUGUUUUGAGGAACUUGACCUCUGGGUACAAGUCUAUAAUGUUCCCUUAGACUGGCUAACUCUGGAGGUGGGACUCAAAUGGAAAGCCGUCCCUAGAUGCACUUCCAUAAGACUAGGGAAUCAAACUACCACUAUUGGUUUCAAAUAUGAAAGAUUAGUCAACCUCUGCUAUUAUUGUGGAGAAAUUGGUGAAAUCAGAAUAUAUGGCAGCCCAGGACAACAGAGCAAAUCUGCAGAGAUGAACCCAGAACCAUCCACAGACUUUAAUCAAGAGCAAGAACCACAAGCGGAGAAGGAACCUGAAAAUUUGAGACUCCUUAUAGACAAAGCAGAAUACCUGGGACAAGCUCAUCUUCAAACACCAGAUAAGGCUAGCAUGGUAGAGUCCAGCUCCUCAAGACAGGACAUUCCCAGCUCCAAAGGAAUUCUUGAAUUUCAUGAUAUGGAAAGAGGCCCAGAGAACGAGAUAGUCCAAUAUGAAGCAGCCACACCCAGUCCAUCAUCCAUGACACCUCAACUAGAUGGCUCUAAACCAACAGGCCUCAUCACUGACCCCUCACUACUCUUGCCAUCUCCCAUGGAUACCCAAAUGACUAAGCAGAAAACUUGGAAAAGAAUUGGAGACAAAGAAGGCAGACUCCAGAGGAACCACAAAGCAGACCAAACUCCUAAGGGGACAGGCACAAAGAGGGGCAGACCACCUCUCAAAAUUAUGUCUGCUGUGCAAGAAGACACUCUCCAGGAGGAAACUGAACACAAAAAACUGAAGUCAUCAUCAACUCAGGUGGAGAAGGCCAGCCUCAAGUGGCCCCACUGUGAACCAUGA
This is a messenger RNA of Striga asiatica, 3068 nucleotides long. The record is from the annotation of a GenBank genome assembly. NCBI's taxonomy places the organism in Eukaryota, Viridiplantae, Streptophyta, Magnoliopsida, Lamiales, Orobanchaceae.